Molecule: messenger RNA, 1194 nt
Organism: Phaeoacremonium minimum UCRPA7
Lineage: Eukaryota; Fungi; Ascomycota; Sordariomycetes; Togniniales; Togniniaceae
Product: putative o- protein
Exons: 4
Coding region: 1-1194 (397 amino acids)
Molecular function (GO): O-methyltransferase activity
Source: RefSeq, a predicted model, not a curated record
AUGGCUUCUGACUCCAAGAAUAUUAUCUCCAUCCUCGAAGACAUCAGCCAUGCCUCGUUUGGAGGAAACGAGGUAGAGCGCCUGCGAGUUCGUGCAGCGGCGCGUCGACUACUUGCCAGGGUGGAGUCCCCAUAUGAAAGAGCGUGGGGCUUUUGCUUUGAGCACCCUGUUGUCUUUGCUGCCCUUCAAACUUGCAUUGAUCUCGGCAUCUGGAAGGCCUGGACUGCGCUCGGUGGAGGCGAGAAGUCUCUCGACGAGCUAAUCAAGUUAACUGGAAAAGAUGUCGAGCCAAAUUUACUGCGCCGACUGUUCCGCCUCCUAGUGGCGUUCAAUGUCGUUGAAGAGACCGGGGAAGAUAAAUACAAGCCUACCCCAUUCUCGUAUGCGAUUGGUGACGAGAGCACCAAGGUCCGCGCGUCCUUGGAAGCAGCAAAUUACCAAUACAUGCUGGCCGGCCAUAACCUACCCAAAUAUCUAGCUAAGAUUGGAUACAAAGAACCCACUGCUACCGAUAUCAACAAUCACUCAGAUAGCGACCCGGACGGUCUCAACUUUUUUGGACGGCUGCAGAAGAGUCCUGAAUAUUAUGAAGCCUUCACGGGCCAUAUGGAAGCGUGGACGGCGUGGAAGACACCAUGGACCAAGAUCUACGAUCCCAGCAAGCUUAUUGAGGGUGCCAAGCUUGAUGAUGGGUCACCACUCGUCGUUGACCUAGGCGGAAACACCGGCAUUGAUAUUUCCCACGUUCUCAACGCUCGGCCGGACCUGCCUGCCGGAGCAUUGGUCCUGCAGGACCUCCCCGAGGUUAUUGCCAGGGCAAACGUCGACAAGAAAAUUACGGCUCUUGCUCACGAUUUCUUCCUGCCCCAGCCCAUCAAAGGAAGCCGUGCCUACUUCAUGCACGCGGUUCUUCAUGAUUGGCCCGAUGCCAAAGCAACAGAGCUGUUGCAGAACACGCGAGACGUUAUGGUCAAAGGCUAUUCCAAGCUCUUUGUCUAUGACAUUGUGUUGCCGCCGACGGGCGCAAGCAUUAGUCAAACUACCAUGGACGUGAACAUGAUGUCCUUGCUGUCAGCUUCCGAGCGCACUAGGAGCCAGUGGGAGAAGCUGCUGACAGGUGCUGGUUUCAAGAUCAUCAAGUUUUGGCCCGACCCCCAGGAGUAUGAGAUGUUGAUUGAGGCUGAGAUUGCCUAA